ACCUGGCUUGCCAUUGUUUGUUACAGCCCUGUGAGUCGACUCAGCUGGAAUUCAUGUCUCAGCAGUGCUCAGCCACAGACCAGCAGCCUCUUUCAGUGUCUGCAGACUCCAGCUCAGUCUACACCUGGAUCCCUGCCGUCAGCUACACCUCAGGUGAUGCUCAGUGUAAACUGAUGUGUCGCUCACGUGAGCAGGACUUCAUGGUGAGUCGUGGGUCUCAGUUCAUUGAUGGGACACGGUGUGAAGCUGGUAACACUGUACCACGUGGUUCCAUUUCUGCCUGUUUGGGUGGAAAGUGCCAGCUGUUUGGCUGUGAUGGAGUUAUGCAUUCUGGAAAGGUGGAGGAUGUGUGUGGGGUGUGUGGGGGCAAUGGCUCCACCUGCCAAUUAAUCUCAAACAGCUAUUCAGGUGGAGAGGCUGGAGAGUAUGUCACUUUCCUCACCCUUCCUAUGAACACCUCUCAGGUUCAUGUGAUUAAUACAAAGCCCGUUUUUACACACCUUGCGGUGUUAUUAAAUGAUAAAUAUGUGGUGUCUGGAGAUGGAAGCCCAGGGCUAAGCAUCACAUACCCCUCACCUCUGGAGAAGAGCCCCAUAAUCUAUCACCUCUACCUCUCACCGGACCACCAACCUCAAACUGAAGAGCUCACUAUUUCUGGACCAGUUACAGACAAGAUCCACAUACAGGUGUUUCGGAAAUAUGGGCAGGAGUAUGGAGACCUCACCAGUCCAAACAUCACAUACCAGUACUACUCAUUUGAUGCUGUUUCAGUGGAGAGAGCUGUUCAGGGCAGAUGGUCCACUGUCAUAUCUACCUGCUCAGUAACCUGCGGUACAGGCAUCCAGAAAAUCAGUCAGCAAUGUGUAGAUGUGGUCACAUUCGAGCACCUGGAAGAUAAGCUCUGUUCAUCCCCUCAAACACCAGAUCUGCUGCAGCCCUGCUUUCUGCCAAACUGCCCACCCAGCUGGGAGUUAGGUGAGUUUGGACCCUGCAGCGCCCCCUGUGGAGUGGGAGAGCGAGUGCGCUCUGUGACGUGUUUUCAGAAACAGGGUACGGUGAAAGUGGAGCUGCCUGACUCUGACUGUACGCUUGACCCUAAACCACCAAGAACUGAAACCUGCAAUUCCCAAAUCUGUCCUGCCAGAUGGCAGGUGUCUGAGCCUGGUGAGUGCUCGGCCGUGUGUGGACCCGGGGAGGCCCAGAGAAUGGUGUUGUGUGUCCGCUCCCAUCAUGGAUCUGAUUCUGAGGUUGACCAAAAUUUGUGCUCUGAACCCAAGCCCCCAGAACACGUUCCCUGUGUGGUGGACGUUUGUCCUGUCGGCUGGGAUAGCCAAAAAGAGACCGAGCUGACCCGUACAGACUCUCGUGUAAUGCCCCGUUCCACAAUGGUUCCAGUUUAUGUUUGGAGUCCUGUGAUUGGCCAGUGCUCCAAAACCUGUGGCAACGGAUCUCAGCAGGUUUGGUUCUCCUGUGUGGAUCACCAAUCCCGUCUAGAAGUCCCAGAGUUCCUUUGUGAUCGCACCAGUAAACCAGAGCUGUACACCCAGCCAUGUGGCCCAUCAAAAUGUCCUAAUGUUUGGCGCUACAUACAGGGACCGUGCAGUGUGUCUUGUGGAGGUGGUUUAGCGAAGAGAGUCCUGUACUGUUCCCAGAGGGUGGAGGGAGGAGUCGGAAACAGGGAUUUGGUGGUGGGAGAGUCUUCUUGUCAGUCUGUGCCCAGACCUUCAGAGGUAGUGGAGUGUAAUACUGAAAUCUGUCCUGCCAGGUGGCAGGUGGGACGGCAGAGCGAAUGUUCGGUGUCUUGCGGGAUGGGCGUAGCUGUGAGGAGUGUGCAGUGUGUACAGUAUGAGAGGGGUGUAGAGAGGAUCGUGGAGGAGGAGCGGUGUGUGUUAGGAAACAAGCCUCCUGUCACUGCACCAUGCUUCACUCAAGUCUGUUCUUUCCACUGGGAUGUGCACAAGUGGAGUGAGUGUUCUGUCUCAUGUGGUUAUGGGAUCCAGUCUCGGACCGUGUCCUGUAUGGGCCCAUCCAGUCCUCUUCCUGUUAGUCCCUUUCUUUGCCUCCACUUGCCAAAACCCAUCACCAUCCAGGCCUGCUAUAGCCCUGACUGUUCUUCAGCCCAGCCCAAAGGCACUCACAUCCAAUCAGAGCACCAGAAAGGAGAUGGGAUGUGGGGAACUCCAAAAGUGCACACGAGAACCACAAUAGGUCCAGCUGUCCAAAUUAAGAAGAUGAAGAAGAGUUUUUCAGCCAUUGUACCUACGGUGGACUUGAUGGAAAGCACCAUGAGCAUGCCAACAGAACCACCACAGACCAGUUUCUGUGGGCAACUUCUCCUUCAAGACUCAGGAACUAUUGAUCUACGCAAUGUCACUCAGACGAGGUGUAUAUUUGCUAUUGGUCGACCUCUUGAUGAGGUUAUUCAAAUCAAAAUAGUAUCCAGCACUCUUAAUUGCCGGCAAAGGGAGAAUAUCGCCCUGUAUGAUAGACUCAUCCUGAUGCGCCUCUGUGAGAGGACGACUGGUAAAACGCUGAAAUCACGAUCAAAUGUUCUGUUGGUGCGUCAGAGCCGCCUGACCCCUGGCAACGGAGUGGUACUAUUUUAUCAGAGUUUAAAGAACAAAAAAAGCCCUCAUGGGGAGUGUGACGUUCAGAUGUUCUCUCCGUCCGGGCUCAUUGAGAAUCCGAUCAAGAGUCCAGCCAUCUCGCCCUCUAACACUCAGAGCUGUCGCGUGUUCAUUGAUGCUCCAUCAGCAUUGAGGAUUCAGAUCAGAGCACUUUCUGUGCUCAACAAUACUGACACAAACUCAACAUACAUACUGAUUCGUGACGUGGAUGCCUUAAAGACGACCAUAUUCAGAGGGACACGGCUCUUCCUGUGGAGCUCCUCGGGAAGCAGGGCUGAAGUGGAAUUCCACGGGGAGUAUCAGCAAAUCAAGGGAAUGUUCAGGGCCGAGUAUUCGUUCGUUGACCCUUCUGAAGAAGAACCAGUGUAGAGUGUUUCUAGUCCAUAAAGAGCCUUGGAACAUUUAACAACCAUAAUUUAGCCAAUUCAGCACACCAGAAUCAGAACAGGAGGAUUUAUUAGCAUUUCAUCAAAGAUAUAUUCUGUCUUGUUUUGUCAUAUAAUGUUAAAAACAAAAAUAAUACAAUUUACUGUUUAUAUAUAAGUGCUUCUGUAUAUUUAUUGUAAUGAACAUGAGUUAAUCUGUUGACAAUAAUGUGUGCCAAAUCUAACAGCACAAAUAAAUUAAUAACAAUCAUAAAAUGUAUUUUCUGAUAUUUUGAUUUAGAACAGGCUGUGGCCCUACUGAGAGUUUUGGUGAAGAAUAACAGUCGUACUUAGCAAUUGUGAAACUAGCAUGAACCUCCUUAAAGCCCAAGGUAUAUUUUGUUUUUGUUUUUAUGCCUACACUUAGCAUAUGUGUACAGACAAACACAUAGUCAUUCAAAGUAUAUAGUCCAUUUCAGUGCUUCCCAAACUUAUCAGCCGAACCCCUAAGAUCUACAGUAAAAUAUUUACUUGAAAUACCCCCUGAGAUUUGAAGUAAACAUCUCAAUAAUUUAACAAAACAUUCACGUUUUUUCACGGUUCCCUGAUUUUGACUAAUGGUCACUUCACAUAUCUGUAUCUAUAAUCUAUAUAUAAUCUUUUUUUAGUAAGUGUUUUGAUUGUAAUAUAAUGAUGGAAUUUAUUUCAUGCACACUGUACACAUACUGUAUACUAGCGUACGCAAAAAAACAAACAAAACUGAAGUAUACUUUGGGCUUUACAUGAUAUGAACUGGGCAACCAGCCUUCCCAACAUAUAGUUGUUACAAUUGAAACUGUAAAACCAGAAUGAACAUGUCUCAGUCCCCGUUUGAGUUUGUAGCAGUCUUAAUUCAUAGUCACUUGGUAGUCACCCUGGAUAGUGAAAUGUGUACUUUCUGUGCCAUUAGCAUCAUUAAAAUAUA
Messenger RNA from Pimephales promelas (fathead minnow), 3956 nucleotides. The record is from RefSeq and is a predicted model, not a curated record. Lineage: Eukaryota; Metazoa; Chordata; Actinopteri; Cypriniformes; Leuciscidae.